Drosophila santomea is the source of this 1484-nucleotide messenger RNA. RefSeq lists its product as uncharacterized. NCBI's taxonomy places the organism in Eukaryota, Metazoa, Arthropoda, Insecta, Diptera, Drosophilidae. The transcript is spliced from 2 exons. The record is from RefSeq and is a predicted model, not a curated record. The coding region runs from base 168 to 1328 and encodes 386 amino acids.
ACGAAAAAAGUUUAUUGUUCGCUAUUCCAACACACAGGCUUAAACACUUUUCAUAGGCUUCAGAGUUUAUCGAAGUUUGAAGACAGCAAAGUGUUCCAUAAAUCGUCUCUGACGACGUAUUGAAGUUGAAUAUUGGCUACACAAGAAGAAACCAAGAGCACUGCAAAAUGGCGUUUCUGGGCAGAGUCGACAGUCAGGGAACCCUUGUUGACCGCGAAGUAUUCAGCCCAUCUCAGCAGGAUUCAGCAGGCCCAGCCAGAGAGGACGAGCCAGUUGUGCUACUGCCGCGGAGAAAGGGUUCCAGGACCUACAUCAAGACCUGCGACAAGGACAGCCUAGUGCGCUCUAUGGGAAGCCCCAGCACGGUGCGCUACGUGGGCAGCUCCGGGUCGUCCAGUGAAGUCAACUCAUUGGACGAGACGGAGACCUCCACUCUGCGCUGCUGCUCGGAUUUGUCCCUGUCCCUGGGCACCUUCAAGUCGAACCAGGCAAUCGAGGGGCCCCGCACUGGUGAACUGGGAGAGGAUAUCGAGCUGCAGACGGAGUCGGAGACGGUCUGCCUGCAUCUGGGCAGUCCAGGCAGCAGCAUCAGCAGUGACCGCAGUAGUUCCAGUGGCAGAUCCUACACCUCUUCCCGUAGUGACAACUCAGCCGACAAGGACUCCACGACCUCGAUGUGCAGCUGGGAGGAGGCCAUGUCCCGGGACGACAGCAUGCUGUCCCCGCUCGAGGAGCCGCUGAGCCACAGCCUGCCCUCGCUGCGCCUGGGAUCGGACGUAGGAUCGCCGCCCCUCACCUACACCCGCCGCAUCGAGCCGCUCCACAUCCAGCGGGCCGCCGGCAUGGCCUACGAGAACUGGCUGUCCGGCAAGCAGCGCCAGUGCCAGUACAAGCUGCAGGCGGAGCAAGCCGAGCGGGAGGCGCAGCGGCAGCGCACGGAGGUGAGGCAGCGGCUCGCCAAGGAGAAGUACGAGCAGUGGUGUCGGCAGAAGGCGCAGCAGACCGCCACUACCUCCAAGCCCGCCAAACCAGCCCAAGCUACUCAACUGCCGCCGCAGAAGAAUACCGCCUCCGUGCAGCACCACCUGCAGGAGUGGGAGAUGCAGAAGAUGAGGCUCCUCGAACAGCGCCGUCUGGAGCAGCGAAACGCCGAGCGGCGGCGUCAGGCGGAGAAGGCCGCUCGCCGGACGCAGGCGGAGGAGGCCUUCAGUCGAUGGAUGAGCAAUGUGGCCCAGCGGCCCAAGCCGGUGCCCUCCAGCCAGGGAAUGAAGUCGCUGCGCGGCACCGUUUCCGACAUCUUCAUAAACCCCAAGCAGUGGGUGGAUUAGGCAGUCAGAUUUCAGUUGGUGGUGGAGGUGUCGGAAAAGUGAAUGGCCUGGAUAGGCUGCCUAAUAGGUGAGAGUUAGCUCGCCCUGUGAAACCGAAAGUUUUAACAAGUGUAACCAUAUUUACCCAUUUAACACUAUUAAAUACCCUCAAAGAAA